AAACCUCAUUUCACUCAAUCUAUUCUAUUCGUUAUUUAUUUUGAUGCAAUUGCUCUAAAAAAAUGGUAACACUCAGGAAGAAUAGCUUUCUAGCCAUCAUCUUGGUCGGAAUUCUUGCCGGAUUCCUGCCGCACACCAUCGUCGGUCAAAACUGCGGCUGUGCAGAGAACCUUUGUUGUAGCCGGUGGGGAUUCUGCGGCACAAGCGACGAAUAUUGUGGUGCUGGAUGUCAGGCCGGCCCAUGCAACGUCCCACCACCCACUAACGAUGUCUCUGUAGCCGACAUCGUGACGCCGGAAUUCUUCAAUGGAAUCAUUAAUCAGGCGGAUGGAGGAUGCGCAGGCAAGAACUUCUACUCGCGGUCUGUCUUCUUUGAGGCCCUCAACUCCUACCCUCGAUUCGGGAAGGUCGGGACUAUAGAUGAUUCAAAGCGUGAGAUUGCAGCCUUCUUCGCACACGCCACGCAUGAGACUGGACAUUUUUGCUACAUCGAGGAGAUAGAUGGCCCAUCCAAGGACUACUGCGACGAAGACAACACUCAGUACCCAUGCGUCGCAGGGAAGGGUUACUACGGCCGCGGUCCGAUCCAGUUGUCAUGGAACUACAACUACGGGCCCGCCGGACAGAGCAUUGGAUUUGAUGGACUGAAUGCUCCGGAAACAGUGGCCAACGAUCCCAUCGUAUCAUUCAAGACCGCUUUGUGGUAUUGGAUGAACAACGUCCAUUCGAUCAUAACUUCUGGCCAAGGGUUUGGGCCCACCAUCCGAGCCAUCAACGGUGCACUCGAAUGCGAUAACCGGAACCCAGCAACUGUUCGUGCACGUGUUGAGUAUUACACGGAUUACUGUAAGCAACUAGGGGUUGCACCAGGCGACAACCUAACUUGUUAGAAAGCUAUGUAAACAUUUUCUUUUCUUUUAAUAGUAACGACAUGAAAAUAAUUUGAAAGAAAUAAAUCAUAUAAUAAAAUAAUGAGUUGUAUGUUGUAUUA
Messenger RNA from Magnolia sinica, 991 nucleotides. RefSeq names its product endochitinase EP3-like. Bases 63 to 890 code for a protein of 275 amino acids. The transcript has 2 exons. Lineage: Eukaryota; Viridiplantae; Streptophyta; Magnoliopsida; Magnoliales; Magnoliaceae. The record is from RefSeq and is a predicted model, not a curated record. Gene Ontology annotation, molecular function: chitinase activity; chitin binding. Gene Ontology annotation, biological process: cell wall macromolecule catabolic process; chitin catabolic process; carbohydrate metabolic process.